This is a messenger RNA of Cucurbita moschata (crookneck pumpkin), 1881 nucleotides long. RefSeq lists its product as uncharacterized. The transcript has 5 exons. The record is from RefSeq and is a predicted model, not a curated record. NCBI's taxonomy places the organism in Eukaryota, Viridiplantae, Streptophyta, Magnoliopsida, Cucurbitales, Cucurbitaceae. The coding region runs from base 200 to 1699 and encodes 499 amino acids.
UUCGAAAUAAAAAUGGUAUUUUUAGUACAAAAUUAAAAUGGUUUCGAAUCGAGAUUGUUACCUUCAUUGUCUGCGUAAAGAACAAUUUUUCGAGGGAAAAUGGAAUGAUUCUUCAUCUCGAAUUGAGGAAGAAAUUCGGUCGUUCUCAUUCGUUGUGUUGAUUUGAGCACUGAAGAUUCUGAAAGAUUAGGGUUCGUAAAUGUGCCGGAAGACGGUGAGGACCAAGAGUCGCCGUGGCGGGAAGUCCAGGCUUUCCCGGCGUUCCGCCGCUUCUACUCCGCCACCUAUGGUGUCUCCUUCCUUCUCUGACCAGGAUGCGCCGAAUGCAGAAGGCAACACUCUGAAUGAUGGAUUUGCAUCUUGUAAGGAUGUGCUGAAUGCAGAAGACAACACUGUUCAUGAGGCUUCGAGGAAUGAAACUAAUGAUGUGUUGGAUAAUAUAGAUUGCUUUCAGAAAGACACUUGUAUUAGAUGCGACAAGAGUGGUGAUCUAUUGGUUUGUACUGAAAUUGGAUGUCCAAUUGCUCUUCAUGAGCUCUGUAUGUCAUGUGAACCUUCGUACGAUGAAGAAGGGCGCUUCUAUUGUCCUUAUUGUUCAUAUAAAAGAGCUUUGGUUCGUGUAAACGAAUCGAGGAGAAAUGCUAUGGUGGCGAAGAGAGCGUUGUCGAAUUUCGUUGAUACCAGGAUGGUUGGUGGUGGCAAUUUGCUGCAGAUAGGAGAGGCAGGUAAGAAGAAAGCAUCUAAUGUUUCAACUCGUGGAGUGGAUGCAAACCAGCCUAAUCAUGGAAGUCAUUGGGGCAAUGAUAGCUCACGAGAUCAGGAUACGCAGAUCGAGCAAAAUCAGAGUAACGAAAAGGAAGACCAUGCGAGAAUAGCAAGAGAUGUUCAAGCAACGUCGAUGGUGAGGGUUAUUGGCGAAAAUCAUGAUGGUCCUAUUGUGUCUAAUAUUAGCAAGGGCAUUUAUUCAACUCCUGAAGUUCAGCCUUGUGAGGAUUCGAUGAAUGAAGAGGAAACUCGUGAGGCUGACACAUUAGGAACACAUCAGGUAGAAAGUUUAGAAGAUGAAGAUGGGGAAAUGAUGGACGAAGAAAACUUAAGGUCAACCGAUAACCUUCAGGAUGAUGAAACUGCGAAGGAUCGAGGUCAAUCAGCGACUACUAGUCCACAUCGUGAUGGGGAGACUGCUCAAGAACCUCAAGAACAAGACAAAGAUGAUGGUGGAGAACAAAUCCAUCCCAACAACGAAGGGAUGCUUGAAGAUACCGGUCUUGCAUCUGGAAAUAAUGAUUUGAAGGAUGAAACAAUCGUGAAGAAAAAGCGCUUUAAAAUCAAAGCUAACAGAAGAUCAAACCGACAGAAAUUUAAUUCUCCGAGAAAGUCGUUGCGUUUACAAACUUCAAAUCCUGGGAAAGAUCAUGCUACCAAAAUUGAGAAAGUUUCUGCAUCCAGGAAUUUAAGGAUGCAACCAGCCUCUCGUAAUCAAUUCAAAAGCUUUGAUUUUCAUGGUGGGAAGCGUAAGAGAAUGCGUUGGUCCACUGAAGAGGAGGAAAUGUUGAAGGAAGGAGUUCAUAGAUUCUCUUCUACAGACAGUAAAAAUGUUCCUUGGAAGAAAAUUUUGGAAUUCGGUCAUCACGUAUUCGAUAACACUCGUACCCCGGUGGACCUAAAAGAUAAAUGGAGAAACAUUCUAGCCAAAUAGUCUUACGAAAAGGGCCAUCGAUGCCGACUCUCUUGUGGGAGAAAAGUACGUCGGAGUUGUUUUGACGUUUUAUUUUUCUUAGUUUGUGUUAUCUCGAGAUUGUUAGCCUAUCAUAUCAUUGUAAAUUAUGGAAUAACUUGUGUGCUUUUAAUCUAACGAAGAAGUAUUUAAUGAGUCCUAAA